AUGACCGCGUCGCUAGUAGAGACAGAGUCUGCGAGAAGCACGAAGUUGCCAUUGAAACCCAUCCAACCGACGCAAUACUGGACUUUCGAGAAUGCGCUCUCGCUAAUCAAGGACUGUCAAGACCCGUACCUUCUGGAAGCGAUCAAUGAGUUUCUUUUACUUACGCAGAGUGUUUUGCUAAAACCUACGCCGUUCCAGGAUGACGGCAAACCAACAAUCAGGGCUGGCGCCACGGAGAUGUCGUUGAGAGGGAUUCUUUACACCGAGAUCACAAGUCAAAACAUCGAGGAUGCCAAGUUCAUCGAGAAAAUACUAGGUUUUAAUCUCGAUGAAAUUGUCAGGGUCAUUGUCCAAACGAGCAAAAAGAUUCCGUCAAAGCCAUCGCGCUCGUUCAGCUUCAAGAGCAAGUUGAGCGACGAUAUGGAGCUCGAGACACGUCACGGGCGCAUCCGGUUGUAUAUCUGGAACAUCUUGAGAGAACAACGAACGAUUUUGAAAAUCGCCCGCGAAUUGGUUGGAAACAAGACAAAUCAGUACGCGUCGUCAAUCAUUCGCAAUUUGGGGAGAGAGAUUUUCUUAUCGGACAAGUAUCUAAAGUCACUACUAGACUCGAUACGAGCAUCGUCUCGAGACAUAAUCAAUAAUGCGUCUCAGAAAACUGGAUUAACGACUCAAGUCGAUCAAACCAUGCACAACGAAGCAGUGCUAUACCUAAUAGAGUUGUGCAAGAUCUUGUUUGAAAUAUCGCUUCAAAACCCCUUGGUGGAUAAAGAUAUUGUGCAAACAUGGUUCGAGAUUUUAAAAGAAACCGACUUUGCAGUUGCGUUAGGGCUCCACUUGAAGCAUCGCGAGUCCUUCGAAGUACUCCAAGCUUUAUUCACACUCAUCACUAUUGCAUUCUUGGAUCUAGAAAACAGCUUUGAUUCAGUCACGGGCGAAAACAAGUCCCUGUACAUGAGCAAUGUCGGUGCGUUCAGCCUGAUAAAUGAAAUCGUUACGAGCGACUACAACUGCAAUUCUGUCAUUUCGUUUGCGUGGAGCAUAAUACUCCUUAGAAAACGAUGUUUUUUGGAAGAAUUUCCCGACUCGCCGAUUUCCAAGGCUUUUCAAGAAAACAAAAAAUUCACAAUUGCUGGCAUCGACUUGGCCAUGGAACGGCUAAGCAGCAAAAUAAGCCCCUCAUCCUCAUCCUCAUCCUCAUCCUCCUCUUCAAGUGCAGACGUCUUUGUGGCUUUGCGGGCAUUGAAUCGGACAUUACGCUACGACAGCGUUUACUCGGCAGUUCUUGCCACCGUCAUUAGUGCGUCGCUCCUGCUAUUAGACUUGGAUCUCGAAAUCACAAGUUGCAUAGCUGAAAUCUUGCGCAAUUGUCCCCACAAUGUUGUUGAAAACUUUUUUGCCAGUGCAGCAUUCUCCGAAGCACUCAUUAUUGCAAGAGCAAAAUUCCCGCUACUUUUGUCACCUUAUAUCAAAUUGGCCAGCACCAAUGGAAAUUUUGCGUUGCACGAACUCGACUCCUUGAAUUCAUAUAUCCAAGUUUAUAAAAGGGACCAGUUUGACAAGCUAUAUAAAAUAGAUGAUCAGGAUCCGGAGUUGAUCAAAUUGAAGGAGGAGGUGUUGGUGAAUCCACCUUUUGAAUCAAACAAAAAAUUAGCCUUGGCUUUGGCUCCAGGGACCACCGCGAAGCUUUUACCCGCGGCAAAGCCUGAUGAAGUAUUGGUGACCUUUUUGUAUCAGUACAAUGGAUGGGCAUUUUUAGGUCGAGUCUUGCAGAAUAUAUUCAAAAUUGCCAAACUCGAUCCGCUUCAAGAAGAAGUUUUAAUCACCAUUUUUGAAUUGAUGGACAGUGUCUGUUUAGAUAACGACGCGAGCGAAGUCAAAUUGGUCUUGGAAGCAAUGUCGGCAUACAUUGACACCUCCGACGUUUUUGAAGCUAUUUUUUCAUUCUUUGAACUGGCGUUGCAACGCAGGAAUUCAGCGUUGAUAACUGUAAUUGUCAAAUUAUUGACUGAUUUGGUUCCCGUUGUGCCUUCUAAAAUAUGGCCCUAUUUGUCGCGAUCAUCGCUAUUCUCGCGCGAUGGGAAAGAAGGGAUGGCCAUCACCCUUUUUGGAGCUGUGGAAAUGGUUAAUGGAGACUAUGGUUUUUCGCUAUCGCUUGUGAAAAUGGCACUGGCAUUGGUUGCAGACUGUAUCACCUUGGACAACCCAUCAUUUCGCCCCUCACGAUCCAGAAGUGAGAGCUUGUCUGAGAUUGUUCUGUACUUGGUUUUCUUGUUUGAGAAUUUCACAUACUGCCCGUUCAACUCAUUCGCCGAAAAGUUGGAAUUGGGUGUCUUGUUGCUCGACGUCUUUUCCACGAUUAUCGCUACUGCAUAUGGUGUCAAGAGAGGAGGGUUGGCGCUGCUGCUGCUGUCCUCCAGCGAAGAACCAGUGGCCAAGGUUUUCCACCGGGCAUCCUUGCAAAUUUUGGAGUCGUUUUUAUCAACCGAUAUCAACUGCGCCCGAUCCGCGCUUCCGCUUUUAAGGACGAUGGAGAAUGUGGCCAAGGAUUUGGAUUUAUAUGAGCUCACCGAUACUUCUGGAUUUUGGCACGACAGAUGGAUCCGUGCUGUUUUUUCAUUCAGUCAACUAGCACUCAACUUGAGGACUUCCUUGAAUUUGGAACCGCUGGCUUUCGAAAAGGAGCUUUUUGCCAAGGCUUCGUCCAUUGUCAUGAUAUUUGCAGAAGUGGAGUCAUACCGUAAGGUUACCAUUGAUCUCCUCUCGUGUCUUAUUAGUGGGAAAUGGAGAGAAAGUGGGGAAACUGGAGAAAUUGGAGGUGCCCCUUCGCUCUUGUCACACUUGGGAGAAUACACGGCACAAGUUAUCAAAGAUGCAGUUGCCGCGGGGUUGGACAAUUCGUUUGAAGAUUACAAGAUCAAGAUUGCGAUCCAUGAUUUCAUCUGCGCCGUAAUGACCAGCGACCAAACCGGGCUAGUAGUAUUGUUCAACACGGGUAAAGAUGCGUUUGAUAGAUACCAACAUCAUGCCAAGGCCUCAGAUGCUGCAAAGAAGCAAACCGAAAAUGAUGUUUCGGUUAUCCAGCUUUUGAAGAAAAACGUGCGAGAUAUGAAGUAUUACCCCAACUCCGUCAGUGUUCACUUGGUUGAUGCGCUUGCAUUGGCGUGCGACAAGUGGUCCACUGUUCGAGAAUACAAGUACGACGAAGAGUUUAUCUCGUUGCUUAUAGAUAGGGUGAGAAUCCAGAUUACAGACCCACCUGCUUCACCAGAGAUGUUAAUCAGUCGGUGUUAUGAACUCAAGUUGAUUGCCAAGAUCCUUGAUAUCCUAGCUUUGUAUUUAUUCACCACCAAGAAUGAAAAAUGCAAGCACCAAAUCAUUGAUUUUCUCAACUCGGAUGAGUUUAUCGAGAUUGCAGAAAGAAAACUCACCAUUAGCCAUAACCAGCUGACGACACUACAUUUAGGGUUGCAAACUUCCUUUCAUGAAGCAUUUCCCGAUCUCAAGCUCUCGCAAUUCCUAAGUCCACCGGGUAAAAGGAAUCGAGUCGGGGUCAAUGUAAUUUACAACCUUGCAUUGAUGGAUACCUUAUUCAAAAACCACGAUGACUGGGUCCAGCUUCGCGAGCAGGUUAUUGCAUCCAGUAUAACCACCCAGUUUAUCACUUCGCAAAUGGAAAGUGCCAAGUCCCUCGGUAUAUUGAUGGCCAGUUUUUGUCGUCGUUACGAGGGCAACAAGUUGAACACAAAUUUGCUCAAGUUUGUCAAUUUCUUGUUGCAAACGGACAUCAACACUGAUGAAACUGUCUCACUGAAGGAGUUUGACCAGAUUUACUAUGAAAGGAUUGAGUUGGCUUUUUAUUUGAUUUAUUCGUUUUAUUCCAGAGGCAAGGUUGCCGGACAGGAAAAAGUUGUAUUCGAUAUCAUCAAAAGCGCGGGCACUUUAUUAGUUGACAAGAAGAAGAAGGAGAAUAAGAAUAAGAGCAUGAUUACUAGUGGGGAGCUGGCGCAGUCAAGAGAUGUGGAAAGGUUUUUGUUGAGGAUUGUGUUUUGUGCAUUGCUGUUGAUCCAAGACAGCUCUGGAAUAGUGUCGGAGUACAUCAGUGUGUUUAGAGACUUGUUUGAGUCCAUAGUCAUCAAGGGGUUGAGAAGCAUUGCUAUUGACUUGCAAAACGACAUUUCCUUGUGUCGUCGAGAUGAAACGAAACUUGCAAACGCCAAGAUCACUGAAAGGUACGAUGAUCUCCUGUUGAUUUUAUCGAUUUUGCAAGUUUUCGCCAAGCUCAAAUGUAAUGGCUUGAUGUUGCAGCAGGCGAUAGUCAAGUUGAUUGAGCAAACGGGCACCAUAACCACCUUGUUACAGAUGUUCACUAACUCCUUGCUUCCUGAAGCUGUAAAUGACAAGUUUGCCAUAGCACAGCUCAGUUUGGAGUUUUUGCGCCAGAUGAUGUUUGUUCCUGCGGUGGCCUCCAAGAUCGUCUCAUCGGGUCUUUUCAUCACGUUGUUGGAGAGCCCCGCUUCGCAACCGAUUCGAGCUGGAGGGUUGUCUGUUGCGCACGAGCCGGGACAUUAUAAUUUAUGGGUGAAUGGCUUCUUGCCCACAAUCAUCAGCAGCAUCUACGCCUUGGGACCACUUGUGUUUCCCGAAGUUUGCGUUGCAUUGAGGUUACUAGGUAAACAGGUUGAAUUUGCCAUAAACAAUUGGGAAGCAGGUAAUAUCUCGACUAGUGCCGUCUCCGAGAUGAAUCAGAUUUUGGUCAUUUACGAUUUGUUAAACUCGGCAAAUGUUCCUGUUGACAUUACUGGCGCUGCCCCCAUUGCUGAUUUCCCAGGAUUGGAGACGGCUGAAAAGAGAGAUGAUUUGCUUGAAAGUUUAAACAAUUUAUUGAAACACCCGAAACAUCUCAGAUCGAGGAUUGCCAAAUGCAAUGAAAACCAAACGAUUGACGAGGAAAUGGUGAGACAUAUCGUCGCUGCAAUCAGAGACAUGAAUGGUAUACUUAACUAG
Messenger RNA from Lodderomyces beijingensis, 5007 nucleotides. The record is from the annotation of a GenBank genome assembly. Lineage: Eukaryota; Fungi; Ascomycota; Pichiomycetes; Serinales; Debaryomycetaceae.